This is a messenger RNA of Triticum aestivum (bread wheat), 513 nucleotides long. RefSeq names its product chitinase 8-like. The record is from RefSeq and is a predicted model, not a curated record. The transcript has 2 exons. Gene Ontology annotation, molecular function: chitinase activity. The coding region runs from base 1 to 513 and encodes 170 amino acids. Gene Ontology annotation, biological process: chitin catabolic process; cell wall macromolecule catabolic process; defense response to fungus. Lineage: Eukaryota; Viridiplantae; Streptophyta; Magnoliopsida; Poales; Poaceae.
AUGGCGCGGUCGCUGCGCAGGGGUGCGCGGGUCAUUGGAGGUGCUGGAGGCUCACAAGGGGGAUACAAGUUCAUAGAGGAGAUAAACAAGUCCGAUCCACUCUACUACGGACGGGGACCGAUUCAGUUGACAGGGCAGUCCAACUACAGGGCCGCCGGGGACGCGCUGAACCAGCCCCUGGAGAGCAACCCGGAGAUAGUGGCCAACAACCCGGUGGUCUCCUUCCAGACGGCCCUCUGGUUCUGGAUGACGGCGCAGACGCCCAAGCCGUCCUGCCACAACGUCAUCCUCGGCAACUGGACGCCCACGGACGCCGACCGCACCGCCGGCCGGCUGCCCGGCUACGGCGUCAUCACAAACAUCAUCAACGGCGGGGUCGAGUGCGGCAUGGGCCAGAUGCCAAACGACCCCAACGCGGACCGCAUCGCCUACUACAAGCGCUACUGCGACAUGCUCGACACCACCUACGGCGACAACCUUGACUGCUACUCCCAGAAGAAUUUCGCUGCCUAG